This is a messenger RNA of Phycodurus eques (leafy seadragon), 2337 nucleotides long. RefSeq names its product RAB30, member RAS oncogene family (gene rab30). The transcript has 4 exons. The record is from RefSeq and is a predicted model, not a curated record. Gene Ontology annotation, cellular component: trans-Golgi network. Lineage: Eukaryota; Metazoa; Chordata; Actinopteri; Syngnathiformes; Syngnathidae. Bases 189 to 800 code for a protein of 203 amino acids. Gene Ontology annotation, molecular function: GTP binding; GTPase activity. Gene Ontology annotation, biological process: Rab protein signal transduction.
GUCAUUGAAGUGCAGUCUUCCUCCUCCUCCUCCAUCCAACGAAGGAGGAUACACACAAACACACAUAGGAGUUGUGCUACUUACUCCCGGCCAGCCGUGCUGUGUGUCGCCGCUUGAUGAGGUGACCGAUGCAUCGGGAGUAGCCGUCAAAAGCGGGGACAUCCCCGGUUUGUUCUACUGAGGUGAGCAUGAGUAUGGAGGAUUAUGACUACCUGUUCAAAAUCGUUCUCAUCGGGAACGCCGGAGUUGGGAAGACAUGCCUCGUACGCCGCUUCACUCAGGGCCUUUUUCCACCUGGCCAGGGGGCUACGAUCGGGGUGGAUUUCAUGAUUAAGACGGUGGAGAUCAAGGGGCAGAAAGUGAAGCUGCAGAUAUGGGACACUGCGGGCCAGGAGAGGUUCCGCUCCAUCACUCAGAGUUAUUACCGCAGUGCCAACGCCCUCAUUCUUACCUACGACAUCACCUGCGAGGACUCCUUCCGGUGCCUUCCCGAGUGGCUGCGGGAGAUCGAGCAGUACGCCAACAACCAGGUGGUGACCAUAUUAGUCGGUAACAAGAUCGACCUGGCCGAGAAGCGGGAGGUGGCGCGCCAGCGGGCCGAGGACUUCGCCGAGGCGCAGAGCAUGCUGUACCUGGAGACCUCGGCCAAGGAGUCGGACAACGUGGAGAAGCUCUUCCUGGACCUGGCCUGCCAGCUCAUCCGCGAGUCCAAGCACAACAAGCUGGACAACAAUGACGCUGCCCCCGUGCCCGGCGAGGGCAAGACCAUCAGCUACCUGAGCUGCUGCAGCCUCAACUAGACAUGGCUCCGUUUCCCGCCGUCGUCGUGGCGACAAGUCAUGCCCAAGUCUCAGUAUUCACCAGCAGUGUUAUGCUAAACGCUCCGUCGGCCGGGUUGGAUUUUGUUGCCGUUUACAUUAGAGAAUGUGUGUGUGUUUUUUCCCCUUAAUAUGUUGCACAAUUGUCUUUCUGUAAAAGAAAGCUCUUUGAACAUAUAUUCCAUAUCCUUGAUAGCCAGUUUAGGGUCCCAUGUACGCAUAUGCGCUUCGUCCUCCCUUGUUAUGAUAAUUUAGCACACUCGUAGAAGGACUGUCGUACUAUUAUACUUGGCAUACUAGUACAAUUACUAGUGAGGCAAAACUGUACUAGUUGAUAUCACGCACUACUAGUACAGUGGACCCCCGCAUACUCUCAGUUCGACCUCAAUCUGCGGAUUUGUUUUCCAAUUCUUUUUCCUAUUCCUUCUUUUUUUUAUAUAUUUCUUUUUUCUUUUUGUUGUUUUUUUUCCUUGUUUUUCAAACCGGAAAACACUUAGUGGUACUUUUGGGGUUAAAACAAAUAUUUUCUUCUUUUCUUCCUUCUCUCAGUGCAAUUGUAAUGGCCGUCAAUUCUCUGCAGAUUUUUGCUAUUCGCGGGAUAUAGGGACCAGGCCGGACCCUGAAUAGUGAAAACUGGUAGUACUACCUACCACUCAAAAUCUUCGAUAUCCAACUUAAGGUCCAUGUACUAGUAUGCUCCUUUUCCUCCCUACUAAGACAAUUCAGCAGACUAGUAGAACAACUAGGGUGUCUUGCUACUAGUGUGUGUAGUUGUUUUUCUAGCCAGGAUAAAUAGUAUACUCGUACUUUGACCUGAAGCUGGAUAUUGAAUAAAUGGGUACUAAUACGUUCUUUGUCCUUACCAGUAAGACAAUUCAGCGCAAUAGUUUAAUGGCAGGAUAUCAAGCAUAUGGAAUAAAUGUCCAAGCGGCUUUCCAUACGCCCUUGCUCCUCGACAAACUGUGAAAUAUUUUGCCUCCUACUUGCUGCUACAGUAGGGUUUCAGCCACCGUAAAUCAGCAUUUGAUUCCAUUUAUUAUUAUUAUUUUUUCCCAUUUCGUUUUUAGCCGUACUCUAGCUCUGGAAGGUUUUAACGGACUAAUAUUUAAUUUUACAUUUCUUUUUUCUUUUUUUUUUUUUUUUGUUGCCUCCGUAGCCACAUAAUUGUAACAUGGCCGGCCUCCUGUCGUGUAAUUUGUGUAUAGUUGUGUUUCAUUCAUAAGCUUGCCAGCAUGUUUUAUGCCAUAACAGCGAUUUAGUGCUCAUGUAUUCAUCAGAACUGUAACGUACUGUAUUGCACACACAUGCCGUAUAACUGCACUCCUAUUUUUUUUUUUUUUUGCUGUAACAUUUGUUGUUGUACAAAUUUAGCACUUUGCUUUUAUACUUGACAUGUUUUUAUUUUGCAGUUACUUAUUUUUAAUCCAAUGGAUGUGUGGUUAACACUACGGGGAGGUUUUUGUGUAUAAAAUAUACUCUAAAUUACUCUGAAUAAUAAUAAAUAAUCUGACUGACGGUG